AAGGUCAGAGCUCCAAUCCGGUUCGUGUCCGCUUCUCUCCUCAAACCAAACCGGUUUCCCGGGUUUGUCGUUCAUCGCCUCACAGACGAGCCUCGACGUGUCAACUCCCGCUGCUUCGCACGGUAGUUGGAGGAAGUUGACAUUUUUUGUAUUUUCAUUGAUUCCGUCCUUCCUCCGUCAUGUCCGCGGUCAAGUGCACUCGUCUGACCGGGCCCUUGGGCAAGCAGCUGCUGGACUCGGUGGACUGCGUCCUGUUCGACUGCGACGGGGUGAUCUGGCGAGGGGAGCAGGCCGUGCCCGGGGCCGCCGAGGUCAUCCGCCGGCUGAAGGAGCGAGGCAAGCAGGUCCUCUUCGUCACCAACAACAGCAGCAAGACCCGCGGGAUGUACGCGGACAAGAUGGCCAAGCUGGGCUUCCAGGUGCGGGAGGAGGAGGUGUUCGGCACCGCGUACUGCUCCGCCCGGUACCUGCGGACCGUGUGCGAGCUCCGGGGGAAGGUCUACCUGAUCGGCAGCCCGGCCAUGGAGCAGGAGCUGGCGGCCGUGGGGAUCCAGCAGACCGGGGUGGGACCGGACCACGUCGCCGGGAAGUCGUCCGACUGGGCCGCCGUGCCCCUGGACCCCGAGGUGCGGGCGGUGGUGGUGGGCUUCGACGAGCACUUCAGCUACAUGAAGCUGAACCGAGCCCUGCAGUACCUGAGCCAGAAGGACUGUCUGUUCGUGGGGACCAACCGGGACUCCAGGCUGCCGCUGGAGGGAGGCAAGGCAGUGCCAGGUACAGGCUGCCUGCUCCAGGCCGUCGAGACCGCCGCCCAGCGCCAGGCCCAGACCGUGGGCAAACCCAACAGCUUCAUGUUCGACUGUGUGGCCUCCCAGUUCGGCGUGGACCGCGACCGCUGCCUGAUGGUUGGCGACCGCCUGGACACGGACAUCAUGCUGGGCUCCAACUGCGGCCUGAAGACCCUCCUUACCCUCACGGGGGUCAGCACGGUGGCUGAUGCCGAGGCUCACCAGAAGAGCGGUUGUGCGGAGCGGCAGGGGAUGGUGCCGGAUUAUUACGUGGAGAGCAUCGCCGAUCUCCUCCCAGUUCUGCAGGGAUGAGAGCUCCGCCGGUCGGUCGAGACUGAAGAGUAGCUGCGUGAUGGCCUGGCUGCUGCUAACCUGAGGAAGCUGGGUAGCCUGUCACACACACCAGGACCCGUCGUCACUAAAGCUGCUCUCAGACUGGUGCUGGAGUCUGGACAUUUCCCUGGGAUUUUGGGCAGAGGCUUAUUUCUCUUAUUUGAGAACGCAGCAGGAAAACAUCCAGUCAAAUUCCCAGCGAGCAAGUGUACGUGUUGAUGAUGUGGAAGAUGAGAGUGAAGAGCUUUUAACACGAUAUAUAUUAUAUUCCCCUAUCGUCUGAAUGUUCCAGACAUUUCCUUUUGUUGUUGUUUUCCUGCUGCGUUCUCUGUAGGUGAACGGCAAAACCUUGAUAAAUAUGCAGAUGUAAUAUUCCGAGUUCAUGUUUAAAAGUGGCUUCAGAUUCAGAAAAUCCCUAUAACAAAGUCACAACUGUUGUGUGACAGAGGAGACAAAGAAAAAGACUCUAGAGCCAGAUUUCCGUCAUCAGUUUUGUCGUUUACUAAACCGUUUUUACAUUAUAUAAGUAAAGGAUAUGUAUAACAUGAAAUCAUGACUUCCAGUAUUGUUUCAAUGCAAUUUUUAAGUGUUAAAUAGAAGAGUAUAUAGUGUUGGUUCCUUUUAUUUUUGGUAAGAAGAGAGGCGAGUGUACUUUAACAGCCCUGAUCCUGUGUGUGGUGCAAUCUCGCCUUAAGCAACACCAUGUCAAUCGUAAGAAGGGAAAUAAGCCAACAUGCAGUUUCAGUAGUUCGGUGACACGUGUGCAGGCAGAGAAUGGGACUAAAACGCACUGACCCUUUAUGACUUGAGCUUUGUGUAUUUCAACACCUCAACAGAUUGUGCUAAUAUCUGCUUUUACACUCACGGACGAGUGAAAUGACAUCCAGUCUUGUUAUUUUUGUCUGUCCAGUUCAUUGUUGAAAUAUUUAAGAUCAUCCUUCUUCCUCUAUUUUUUUCCAUCCACUCUGUGUUCCUCCUGCCUUCACUGAAACCUUUGCUCAAGUCUGUAAUAAAACAUUAUCUGUCCUCACUG
Messenger RNA from Limanda limanda (common dab), 2154 nucleotides. RefSeq names its product phosphoglycolate phosphatase (gene pgp). The coding region runs from base 180 to 1100 and encodes 306 amino acids. The transcript has 2 exons. Lineage: Eukaryota; Metazoa; Chordata; Actinopteri; Pleuronectiformes; Pleuronectidae. Gene Ontology annotation, cellular component: cytoplasm. Gene Ontology annotation, molecular function: sn-glycerol 3-phosphatase activity. The record is from RefSeq and is a predicted model, not a curated record.